UUUAAACAAAAAAUUGUUUUGUUUGUUUAUGGCUUUAAAAACAUGUGAUUGGUGCUGUUUCUGCGUUCUCUUCAUGUUAUAAAUCAUUUUCUUAAAGAGAAAACGCCUUAUCUUAAAAAUUUACCCUUCAGAAAACUUUGUGCAAAGCAGUUUUUGAAAAAUCUACUUAUUUUAUGUAUAUACGUUUAUAUUAUUACUCCUUUCGGUAAAAAUUGCUCUUGUUUCUGUAUUCAAAUUCACAAUGGAAAGGCAUAUUCUCAAAACAUCCUACGGAAUUGUCGAUGAAAAUUUGCAAUCCAUCGCAGAAGAUGCAAUAGAUUUCGCAAUGUUCAAAGGAAUCACAAUGAGGCCUCGAAAUUUAUCACAUGACACGAGAGUUCCCCUUCCUUUCUGCCUGGUUCCAUCCAAGUUUCCCUCAAGGUGGUUUUAUCUUGCUCGUGAACUACAGCCAUAUUUGAAUCAAGUUUUGCUUGACAUUGCCCAUUCAAGAGAUGUUCUCAAGGAAUGCUUAUCCAGCACCAUAGAAGUGGAUGAAUUUACCAGCAACAUUUAUAAGAUUUUUGAAGCUGUGGACCGCUUGGACAGAACAGAGCAAUCAAGCCUGGGUUUGCUACGUUCCGAUUACCUUCUGAACAUGGAUGACUCCGGGAAUGUAAUAGGUUUGAAGCAAGUGGAAAACAAUGCCAUUGCAGCCUCAUUUGGUGGGUUGGCACCUUCUGUAAGACAUUUGCAUGAGUUUGUGUUGGAAAAGCUUGGUCAGAAAGCUUUCCAUCAUCUGUUACCUGAGAAUGAAAGCGAUUAUGAAUUAGCCAGAGGAUUGAUUGCAGCUUGGGAUGUCUAUGACAAUCCGAGUUCCAUUAUCCUGUUUGUUGUAGAGGAAGUUACUUACAACAUUUGUGAUCAGCGAGCUCUAGAAUAUGCCAUUUUGGAUACGGAGAAAGAUGUAGAAAUUUUGAGAUGCACAUUCAAAGAUUUAAGGACUUCGGCCAUUUUAAGGGACGAGAAGCUUUUUGUGCAUGGUAAAGAAGUUGCUGUGGUAUAUUACCGUACAGGCUAUGUUCCAGAAGACUAUGAACCUAUAGACUGGGAAACUCGCUUCUUAAUGGAAAAAUCUCGUGCCAUCAAGUGUCCAUCUGCUGGUCUGCAUCUCGCAUGUUCAAAACGAGUUCAAGCAUUUCUGACUCGGGAGGGCAUUCUUGAGCGGUUUCUGCCUCAAGAUAUUGCAGAUCACGUGAGACAAGUUUUUGCAAAACAGUACUCUCUUGAAAUGACUGAGAAUGGAGAUCGAGCCAUAAAGUUGGGCCUAGAAAAUCCUGACAAGUAUGUUCUGAAGCCGGAAAGAGAUGGUGGUGGUAAUAACCUUUAUGGUGAAGAUGUGAAAACAACAUUGGACAGAAUCAAAUCCACAGAAGAGCGAAUGGCAUACAUUUUGAUGGAACGCAUCAAUCCACCCGCAAUCUCCAAUUGCAUAGUCCUUGGAGAUUGCAGUCCAGAAAUAGGAGGCAUUGUCUGUGAGCUCGGAGCUUUUGGAAUCAUUUUGGGAAGCAAAAAGAAAAUUUUCAAGAACAACUAUGGGGGCCAUCUUUUGAGAAGUAAAAGGAUAGAUUCUAAUGAAACCGGUGUAGCUGCUGGUUUUGGAGCUCUAGAUUCACCUUAUUUAGAAUGAAUCCCUCAUUUUUUUUUUUUUUUAGAUUUUUUAUAUUUGCCAUCUUGCUUCUUGUUAAUAAAAAGUAUAUUUUUCACUUUUUAUGAGCAAGCUUAAUCCAGUGUUAUAUGCUUCAAAAAUAAAAUAAAGUACAAACACUAAUGUUCAAAACUUUUUUUAUAGCAAAAUAUAGCUGCAUGUUACAAAAUUUUCGUAUAAAAGGAGAAACAGUGCAAGAAUUUGUUUUUUUUUUUUUUUUUGUUAAAACAAGCUCUUUUCGUAUACCCUUUGGCACGAAUGAGUAAUCCAGAGAAGUAGAUUAAGUAUAAUGUUCAAAAUAGAAAAAAUAACAGUAAGUAGAUGCUGAUCACUAAAUUAAUAUUGCACUCUUAAAUUUAGACAAUCUUACAAUUCAUAUUGUUCAAAACAAAAUACAAAUAUAAAUCUCAAUAUAAAAUUUCAAAUGCUGAACAUCAAUUUUCUUUUUUAAAAUCCUAUAACGUAAUAGUUGGAAAAUUUGAUAUGCAGUUAAGAAAAUCAAGAGUAUUUUAAAUUUAUUUUUCAAGUUUGAUUUAAGUUUACAGUAUAUCUACUAAGAACCUUAGAAAAAUACAUUUUGUACUGGUAUAGAAAGUAAGAGAAAAAAAAAAAACGCACAAGUAUCCAUAUAUAAUGGACAUAUAGGCUUCAAUUUUUGCUAAUGAAGAAAAAACCCAUGCGUGCUUGACAGCUGUGCCCAUUUCCCAAUAAAAAUCAAAGUUAUGUUAUUUCCUUAAUUUGCUAUAUAAAUGGAGGCAUA
Uloborus diversus is the source of this 2444-nucleotide messenger RNA. RefSeq names its product glutathione synthetase-like. Gene Ontology annotation, molecular function: glutathione synthase activity; ATP binding; glutathione binding. The record is from RefSeq and is a predicted model, not a curated record. Gene Ontology annotation, cellular component: cytosol. Bases 242 to 1666 code for a protein of 474 amino acids. Gene Ontology annotation, biological process: glutathione biosynthetic process. Lineage: Eukaryota; Metazoa; Arthropoda; Arachnida; Araneae; Uloboridae. The transcript has 12 exons.